AGUUGUUCUACAGUUUAUUGACGUAAUGAACUCAUCUUCCGUUUAGUUUGUCGGUUUAAUUUCACCUUCAGCGAUCAGUGGUUUCACGCAAAUCCCCACUUUCACCUCUUUCCCUCAGAAUCCCCAAAUUUAAAAUCAUGCUGCCUCAUUUGAAAAGAUUAAAUUGCAUUGCUAUGGGGUUAAGCGUUCUGAUAAGGACACCUCGACUGUGGUCGACUGAGGUUGAGAAGAGGGGAGGAAGAGGACUUCGUCUAAAGCGGUUAAAUUUUGGUGUUAACUGAGCUAGUCGUUUCACUUCCCUUUGGGUCUUUUAAUAUCUGAGCCAACCUCGCUCUUUCACUGUCGAAGAAUUCCAUUUUUUAUGUCGUCGCUGAUCGAGUUGUUGCAGAGAAGAUUUGAUGCUGAGUCCUCAACCUCAAGGACUCCAAGGUCCCGUGUUGCAGAUGAUGAUACUGUAUACGUUGCAGUGGGUAAGGACGUUGAAGAAAACAAGUUGAAUUUGUUAUGGGCAUUAGAGAAUUUUCCCGGGAAAAACUUUUGCAUUCUUCAUGUCCAUCAGCCUACUAGAACGAUCCCCGUUGCUAGCAGACUUAAGCAAGAACUUGAAAGAAAGACCAUGCACGAGGUCCUGGAUGAUUAUGUUCUUUUAUGUCACCAAGUGGAAGUCCAUGCAGAAAAGCUUUUCACAGAGAUGGAUGAUAUUGGAAAGGGGAUUGUGGAACUCAUUUACCAGUUUGAUAUUAAGAAGCUUGUUAUGGGAGCAGCAGCAAGCAAGCACUAUUCAGAGGAAAUGAUGGAUCUCAAGUCGAAGAAGGCUAAAUAUAUUCGGCAGUGUGUACCUCUUUCCUGUCAGAUUUGGUAUAUUUGCAAGGGAUACUACAUUUGCACUCGGGAAGGUGAUUGCCACUCUUCUACAAAUGGGUUUGGGGACUCAGCUUCUGUUAUGCAGCAGAGAACUGAGGGGAGUGGACUUGAGUUAGAAGUAUCUCAAUUAGAGGAAGAUAGAGAUAGUCUUGAUUCUUUGGAAGGAAGUGGCAUUGAUCAACUUUGUGGUCAACUGGAACAAGCAAUGUUGGAAGCUGAAAAGUUUAAACGAGAAGCAUUUGAGGAGUCACUUAGGCGUGGGGAAGCUGAAAAGACUGCCAUUAAGGCCACUUGCAGGGCUAAAGCUUUAGAAAGCUUGUAUGCUAGGGAGUUGAAGUACAGGAAAAAAAUUGAGGAAGCACUAGCAAUAGAAAGAGAAUACCAUCAGAGGACAAGGAAACAACGGGAUGAGGAGCGUUUGAUUACCAUGGAUCAGAGAUUAUUGCAGCAGGUCCAAGCUUCAGACUUCCAUAAUAAGAUUAAAGAGUUGAAUGAUGAGGUACUUUCUGCUGUGGAACAGUGUAAAGAAUAUAAGAAAGAAAGAGAUGAGUUGCAAGUAGAACAAGACAACCUUCUCAAAUUAACCGAGGAGCUUUCAAAAAAGCAAGCAGAAGAUGAGUCUUGCUCUCAAAUGCAUCAGUUUCUUCCUGUCUUCUCUUUGUCAGAAAUUGAGGUGGCAACUUUCAGCUUUGACCCAUUAUUAAGGAUUGGGGAAGGACGGUUUGGAAACAUUUACAAAGGUACCCUACAUCACACCCAAGUAGCUAUAGAAAUGCUGAACCAAGAUAGUACACAAGGGCCUUUGGAGUUUCAGCAGCAGGUUGAGUUAUUGAGUAAACUGAGGCAUCCAAACCUGCCCAUUCUCAUUGGAGCCUGUUCAGAAGCUUGUGCUCUAAUUUAUGAAUAUUUACCAAAUGGAAGCCUUGAAGAUCGACUCGAUUGCAAGGACAACACUCCCCCCUUGCCUUGGCAAGUUAGGAUACGCAUAGCUACGGAGUUGUGCUCUGUCCUUGUAUUUCUUCACUCCAGUAGUCCUCACAGCAUCGUGCAUGGUGAUAUAAAGGCAGGAAAUAUUCUUCUUGAUGCUAACCUUACAUGUAAACUUAGUGGCUUUGGAUUCUGUCCAGUACUCUCUCUUCAGGAGCAUUCAAGGGGCACGACAACCUCUCAUGAAAAUGACCCAAUGGGCUCUUUCUCCUACCGAGAUCCUCAUUUCCUUGCAACAGGAGAACUAUCUCCAAAGUCCGACACUUACUCAUUCGGAAUUAUCUUGUUACAAUUAUUGGCAGGAAGAUCAGCCUUUAGCACAGUAAGAGAAAUCAGAGGUGUAAUAGAUGAGGGAAAUCUGAGUUCCCUUUUGGAUCCACUGGCAGGAGACUGGCCGUUUGUACAAGCCAAACAGUUGGCUUGCCUGGCUUUGAAUUGCUGUGAGAUGGACCAAAACAGACGACCAGACCUUGCGUCAGAGGUGUGGAGGGUGCUUGAACCAAUGAGAGCAUCUUGCUCAACAUCGAUCCAGUUUGGUGAAGAAAGUGAACAACCUCCUUCAUAUUUCCUCUGUCCUAUUCUACAGGAAGUCAUGCAAGAUCCUAUUGUAGCAGCAGAUGGAUUUACUUACGAAGCGGAGGCUUUAACCGGCUGGUUAGAGAGUGGCCACAAUACUUCGCCAAUGACAAACUUAGAGCUUGAACAUUUGAAUCUCAUUCCCAACCGAACUCUUCGAUCUGCAAUUCAGGACUGGAUGCAGCUGCAGUAAAACGACGCCUCCUAUUCACAACUAACCUUAAGCUAGCACUUGGUAGUCAUUAAUUUUUGUAAUGAAAGAAGACUAAAGCAACAUGGGAAUGUAGUUUGUCUUGGGGUGUGCGUGUGUUUGUGUGUGUCUAUU
Jatropha curcas is the source of this 2752-nucleotide messenger RNA. Its product is annotated as U-box domain-containing protein 33. The record is from RefSeq and is a predicted model, not a curated record. Gene Ontology annotation, biological process: protein ubiquitination; protein phosphorylation. Gene Ontology annotation, molecular function: ubiquitin-protein transferase activity; protein kinase activity; ATP binding. Lineage: Eukaryota; Viridiplantae; Streptophyta; Magnoliopsida; Malpighiales; Euphorbiaceae.